Molecule: messenger RNA, 5013 nt
Organism: Nerophis ophidion (straightnose pipefish)
Lineage: Eukaryota; Metazoa; Chordata; Actinopteri; Syngnathiformes; Syngnathidae
Gene: dusp23b
Product: dual specificity phosphatase 23b
Exons: 3
Coding region: 197-652 (151 amino acids)
Biological process (GO): cilium assembly; protein dephosphorylation
Molecular function (GO): protein tyrosine/serine/threonine phosphatase activity
Source: RefSeq, a predicted model, not a curated record
CUGACCCAACGACGCGUCCUGAUGACGUCACGCGUGAAUUAAAGUUGGACAGUCGGGUUCUUGCAGUACUCAAAGAAAAAGGACAACAAAGCGCACUUUAAACAAUUAAAACAACGACUGUGCUUAAUUGGCGACAUUUUAUCCAGCGAAGUGAAGAUACUUGUCGACAGGUUGACCAGGUCUGUCCAUCGAAAGAAUGGUGUCCACUCCUCCAAACAACUUCUCCUGGGUGGACCCGGGCAAAGUGGCCGCACUGGCCCUGCCCCGGAUGACUGCAGAGUACCAGUAUCUGCUGGACAACGGCAUCCGACAUCUGGUCUGCCUUUGUGAGCGCAAGCCCAACAACUACGACACGUGUCCACGGUUGCAGCUGCACCACAUCAAGAUCCCAGACUUCACUGCUCCUUCGCCCAGUCAGAUUGACAAAUUCCUCUCCAUUGUGGAAGACGCCAACGCCAAGGGAGAAGCUGUGGCCGCCCACUGCAUGCACGGCCACGGCAGGACUGGGACCAUGCUGGCCUGCUACCUGGUCAAGACCAUGAGGAUCUCCGGCAUCGAAGCCAUCGAGGAGAUCCGCCGACUGCGCCAAGGCUCCAUAGAAACCAACGACCAGGAAAAAGCGGUGGUACAGUUUUAUCAACGCAAUAAAUAGUUUAGUGUUUGAGGGCUAAAGUUUACAUCCAAAAGUCAUAUUUUAACAAUACAUCAAGGACGGGGAGGAAAAAUUGAUGCUAAAAUCCAAUGUUGGCUACUUUGCAUAAACCUAAACCUAAACAGACGCUGUCGCUCCGUAAACAUCAGCUUCCUGCUCAAUACUUUUUUUUUUUUUCAUGUCUCAUCUUCUCAGGAAAGCACUAGAUCAGGGGUAGGGAACCUAUGGCUCUAGAGCCAGAUGUGGCUCUUUUGAUGACCGCAUCUGGCUCUCGGAUAAAUCUUAGCUGACAUUGCUUGACACGAUAAUCAGGAAUAAUUUUUCUGGCAAUCACAGUGCUAAAAAUAACGUGCAAAAUAUAAAACAUUCUCAUGCAUUUAAACCCAUCCGUCCGUUUUUCUACCACACCUGUUCAAGAAGUCGCGUUAAUGGUAGGAAGUAUUUUAUGUCACAAUGGGGGCGUCGUUCCCCCAGGAAGGUUGACGGACUACUCGGGACAUGGCAUUUAGGUAAAAACAUGAUUUAAUUUAAACCAAAAAAAAAGAUACAAACAAAAAUCGCUCACAGUGGAGGCACAACUUGAGCUAAGGAACAAAGCUAACGCAAAAACAGACUAUGAACAUAAAUCAAACAAAACUUACUUGGCAUGGCAUGAAGCACAAAACUAUGGCAAGGCAUGAAACAAGUCAGGACAGAGUAAGAAAAGAUCACAUUGACGCCAGGGCGACUGACUGGCAAAGACGAGCUUAAAUACUGCCUCUGAUUAGUGCUCGGGAAGCAGGUGAGCGGGCAUUUUGUCCACCAGAGACAGGUGGACAUAAUGAGUCACCAAGGAAACCAGACAAGGGAGUGGGAAAAAAACAGGAACUUAAAGAGUCCAAAGGACAAACAGCACAUAGCCAAACAAAAACAUGAUCAACAGACAUGACGUUUGAUUUAUUAUUGGUUAGCUUCAAAAUAACAAUGUUAUUAAAAAGAAUAAGAGACUUAUUAUACUCUAAAAAUGUUGGUCUUACUUAAAAAUUAGUUGUAUUCAGUGUUAAAAAAUAUGAUAUGGCUCUCACGGAAAUACAUUUUUGAAAUAUUUGACUUUCAUGGCUCUCUCAGCCAAAAAGGUUCCCGACCCCUGAUCUAGCGGGUGACUUUUCAAAUGACGCUACGUAUUAGCAGUGCUGCUACUUUUUGUAGCAACGCUUUUGCCGCAUAAAUGUUGAACAUAUUCCCACUUGGAGCCAAACCGCCGCCGGACGAUGGACCCCCUGCUGUUUUUCUUGGGAAUGAAUUCUUCCUCCUUUUGUUACCACCUUCUUUCUCUCGUAUUACCACCGUUAGCAUCUCAGCUAACGUUACCAUGCCGCUACCUGUCUGCUUUGCGGGAGCGUGCGACGUUGCACACGUUAAAGUAUGUAAGAAGGUGAACUUGUUUUAAGUCUCUGUGAGAAGGAGAGACAAGAAUGAGCGAGAAGAGCCUGUAGUGUAAUGCCCGCAGCUAAAAGCAACUGCGUGAGAAGGUAUACUCCAAUAUCACCAUAUAGUCAUUUUCUGUAUCGCACAGAGACAAACCCGCGUUUUUUCGUAGCCACAAAUGUGAAAUUAAUCUCCUUUAUUCUUCUCAUUAAUGGCGGCAAGGAUUUUUGUCUGGAUUUUUCUGGAGCGGUUCUUCUUGAACACAGGAGUCAAACUCAAGGCCCGGCCAGCCACACAUUUUAUUUGGCCCUGGAAACCCUGCACAUGAUAUGUGUCAAUAAAGUACUGUAACCAUUCUUACAAAAUGUAUUCUUUCUUUAAAAAAAUAUAUGUACUCCAUGUAAUCGCCAAAUGAAGUUAACUUAAAUAUUGUGUAAUUAUGCAAAAAUAUGCUAUCAAACAUUCAAACCCAUCCAUCCAUUUUCUACCGCUUAUUCCCUUUGGGGUGUCACGACUAGGACUUGGGCGUGGAUUGUUUUCCUAAGGCAAAGGAAAGUUGGCACGGCAAGACGUGAAUGUAAAUACACACUUUAUUUUAACAUUAACAAACUACAAAAAAAGAAAGCAAACAAAAGGCGCGCACAAUGGCGGAGAACAAACUUGACUAAUGAAAAACAAAAGACUAGCACAAAGGCAAUUAACUAUGAACACGAAACAAAAACACGUACUGUGGCAUGGCAUGAAGCAUGAACUACAAUAAACAGGAAUCUCAUGGGUAGCAGAGGUAGAUAGACCGUGUAAAAGAGGUGAUGUUGCCAGGACGAAGAACAGAAACAGACAGGCUUAAAUAAUAUUGUGGUGAUUAGUGAAAACAGGUGUGAGACAUGAGGUCAGGUGAAAACUAAUGGGUAGUCAUGGUGACAAAACAAACCAGGAAGUGCAAAAACAAGGAACUGAGUGGCCAAAAAACAAAUACAACAUGACUAAAACAAAACAUGAUCACAUAAACAUGACAUGGGGUCGCGGGGGGCUACAAUCGGGCGGAAGGUGCGGUACACCCUGGACAAGUCGCCAUCUCAUCGCAGGGCAACAUUCAAACCAUUUAAAAAAAAAUAGAAAUAAAUACUAGUAAUAAUGAUUUCAAAGCAAGUUAUCCAUCAAAGUGUACAAUGGAAAAGUAGCAAUAGAUUUCCAUAGUCAAAUUGUGAAAUUUACUGAGAUUUUUAGAGCAUUUUUCCAUAAAUUGAAAAAAAAAAAAAAAAAUGUUUACUGUAAUAAACUGUGGUGCCAUUUUGGCAUCUACAGUAAUACACCCAAAAAAAUCUGUAGUUGUUUAUAUACGGUAAAAAAAAACAAAAAAAACUUGCAGCUCAGGUGCCAGAAUUUUAGUGUAAAAUUGCAUUUUUUUUACAGUAAAAUUAUGGCAACUUAGCUGUUUUUAAAUCAUAAAAACAGCAGUAGGGUUUUUCCAUUUACCGCAAUAUACACUACAUUUUGAGGUCAAAUUAUUGCAACUUUUACAUUUUAGUUUAAAAAAAAAAUCUACUAAUAAAAUACUUAAAAAAUUGGGUAACACUUUAGUAUGGGGAACAUAUUCAGCAUUAAUUAGUUGCUUAUUAAAGUGACAAAGACUUAAUUUAGAGUUAUUUGGACACUAGGGGAACAUAUUAGGGUUAGAGUUACUAAUAAUCAAUAAUUCUGAGGUUAUUGAGGGAAGACCUAAUUAAUAGCCUACUGCUCGUAUAAUAAGACCAUGCAGAAUAAGUCAUUAAUAAGUACUUAAUAAUGACUAAUUAAGAGCCAAUAUGUUACUAAUUUACAUGUUUAUAAGCAAGUAAUUAAUGGUGAAUAUGUGAUCACCAUACUAAAGUGUCACCAAAAAUUGUGUAAUAAAAUAUUCACUGAAAUAGAACAAUAUGUAUUUUUAACAGUGAUGUCAAACCAUGACCACAUCAAAACAAAUCAAAAACAAAACGUCAAAUUAAAUAUUUAAAUGUCCUACUGUUGAUAUGUGAAAAUGUGAUAUCUGAAAUUAUCGGUAUCGGUUUCAAAAAAGUAAAAUGUAUGACUUUUUAAAACGCCGCUGUAUGGAGUGGUACACGACACGGACGUAGAGAGAAGUACAGAGCGCCGAUAACUGCCUUUGCGUGCCGACCCACUCACAUAAUAUCUACGUCUGAGUAAAUGCACGGCAUACUUGGUCAACAGCCCUACAGGUCACACUGAGGGUGCCCGUUUGAAUAACUUUAAUAUGCGCCACACUGUGGACCCACACCAAACGAGAAUGACAAACACAUUUCAGGAGAACAUCCGCGCUGUAACACAACAGAACAAAUACCAGGAACCCCUUGCAGCACUAACUCUUCCGGGACCCUACAAUAUAAACCUCCCCGCUACCUCCUAUGGCUUUCGCUUUGCAAAGUAGAGUUUUAACUUGCACUUACAUAUAUAGCGACAAACUGUAGUUACUGACAGUGGUUUUCUAAAGUGUUCCUGAGCCCAUGUGGUGAUGUCCUUUACACACCGAUGUUGCUUUUUGAUGCAGUACCGCCUGAGGGAUCGAAGGUAUGUAAUGUCAUGGCUUACGUGCAGUGAUUUCUCCACAUUUUCUGAACCUUUUAAAGAUAUUACGGAGCGUAGAUGGUGAAAUCCCUAAUUUCCUUGCAAUAGCUGGUUGAGAAAUGUUGUUCUUAAAGAAUUUGCUCAGGCAUUUGUUGACAAAGUGAUGACCCUCGCCCCGUCCUCGUUUGUGAAUGAGGGAGCUUUUCAUUGAAGCUGCUUUUAUACCCAAUCAUGGCACCCGCCUGUUCCCAAUAAGUCUUUGACGAGCAUGCCUAAACUUCUCUCAGUCUUUUUGGCCACUUGUGCCAGCUUUUUUGAAACGUUGCAGGCAUCAAAUCCCAAAUGAGCUAAUAUUUGCAAAAAUAAUAAAGUUUUCCAGUUGGAACAUGAAA